This is a messenger RNA of Solanum lycopersicum (tomato), 426 nucleotides long. RefSeq lists its product as uncharacterized. The record is from RefSeq and is a predicted model, not a curated record. Gene Ontology annotation, molecular function: electron-transferring-flavoprotein dehydrogenase activity; flavin adenine dinucleotide binding. Lineage: Eukaryota; Viridiplantae; Streptophyta; Magnoliopsida; Solanales; Solanaceae. Gene Ontology annotation, cellular component: cytoplasm.
AUGGUGAAAAAAAAGAAAGCAGCUGAUACUAUGUUGAUUGUUGGUGGUGGUCCUACUGGUGUUGAACUUGCUACAGAAAUAGCAGUCGAUUUUCCUCUGAAGAAAGUAACUUCAUUGCAUAAAAGGUCCAAAUUACGAGAGUUCAUUGGACCAAAAGUGCCUAACAAGACUUUAGAAUGGUUAAAGAAAAAGAAUGUGGAAGUGAAACUGAUGCAAUCUUUCGAUUUGAGUAAUAACAUGAAAACUCAGGUGGAAACUGAAUGUAUUUCAGUUCGUCUAGGGAAACUAUCAGAGCGGGUUGCCAUUUUAUUUGCACGGAGAAGACACACCGAGUUCAAAGUGGUUAAGGGAGACGUAUUAAAGGACCGAAUCGAUAAUUUUGGAAGACUGAAGGUUGAUGAAAAUCUUAGAAUCAAUGGUCUGUAA